This is a messenger RNA of Phytophthora nicotianae INRA-310, 204 nucleotides long. RefSeq lists its product as hypothetical. The transcript has 2 exons. The record is from RefSeq and is a predicted model, not a curated record. The coding region runs from base 1 to 204 and encodes 67 amino acids. Lineage: Eukaryota; Oomycota; Peronosporomycetes; Peronosporales; Peronosporaceae.
AUGUGGUUAAGGUGUUGGCUGGCGAGGCUGACCGCUAAGGAAGCAGCUGAACUUGAUUCUUUUCGAGUGGACGUCGAGGUACGUACCAGCUCUGAUGAGAUAAGCACCACAACGAAGGAAGGCCAUCCUCAAGCGGCGCAGGAGCGACGUUUAGCGUCGCCCGGGGUGUUCUACGCCACGAACGGCGCCGCUUGUUUCCAAUGA